This is a messenger RNA of Tachysurus vachellii, 1327 nucleotides long. RefSeq names its product 1-acylglycerol-3-phosphate O-acyltransferase ABHD5 (gene abhd5b). The transcript is spliced from 7 exons. Gene Ontology annotation, cellular component: lipid droplet. Lineage: Eukaryota; Metazoa; Chordata; Actinopteri; Siluriformes; Bagridae. The record is from RefSeq and is a predicted model, not a curated record. Gene Ontology annotation, biological process: negative regulation of triglyceride storage; positive regulation of triglyceride catabolic process. Gene Ontology annotation, molecular function: catalytic activity. The coding region runs from base 1 to 1065 and encodes 354 amino acids.
AUGAACAGAGCACUACAUGAUCCUCCGGUGUGCAGACAGAGAUGGUGGUGGUUCUCCAGCUGGCUGCCCUCCUGGUGCCCCACAUCACCGUCUCAUCUUAGGAACGCAGAGGACAGAAUUCUCCAACCUCUCACACAGAGCUUCAGCAGAAGACAUGUUCCGAUCUCUAACAGAAACUACAUCUGGACUCUCAGCUUUAAUGAGGCCCAAGACUCUAAGCGUUCUCAGGUCCCUUUGGUGCUGCUGCACGGGUUUGGGGCCGGAGUGGGAUUGUGGGUAAAGAACCUGGCCGCUCUGGCGCUCAGCGGGAGAACCGUAUACGCUCUGGACCUCCUGGGCUUCGGACAGAGCAGCCGACCAAUGGCAGGCAGCCACGCCCAGGAAGCGGAGGAGAAGUUUGUCCAAUCGCUGGAGGAAUGGAGGGAGGUGGUGGGGGUGGAGCUUAUGAUUUUGUUGGGUCAUGAUCUUGGAGGGUUCAUCUCAAUGUCAUAUGCUCUGACACACCCACACAGAGUGAAGAACCUGAUCCUGGUGGAGCCGUGGGGUAUCUCAGAAAGGCCCGAGGUGCAGGAGUCUCACUGCAGGAUCCCAGGGUGGGUAAAAGCUCUGGGAAGAGCAAUGAACCCGUUCAACCCCCUUUCACUGCUCAGACUCGCAGGGCCACUGGGUCCUUUGCUGUUACAGACUCUCCGGGCUGACUUUAAACAAAGAUUUUCGGGUGUGUUUGAGGAUGAUACAGUACAUGAUUACCUUUACCACCUUAAUGCACAGACACCCAGUGGUGAGACAGCAUUCAGGAACAUGACCGUCCCGUACGGCUGGGCCCAGCAGCCCAUGAUAUACCGUGUGGGAAUGCUUGAUCCAACAAUCCCAGUCUACAUCAUUUGUGGCUCCCGCUCAUGCAUCGAUGGUGAAUCAGGACAAACUAUUCGCGAGAUGCGACCCAACUCACAGACAGACAUUAUUGUCAUCAGAGGAGCAGGACAUUACGUAUUCGCGGACCAAUCAGAUGAUUUCAAUGAGGUUGUACUGAAGAUAUGCACAGACAUGAAGAACGAAGGAUAAAGAGUCACAGGGGGACAUGCUGGUUCAUGCUGGACAAGUUUGUGCUAAGUUUUACACACAGCAGUCUGCUGGGAUCCAGAACAGUGUGAACAUCUACAACACCAUUGUGUGUGAACGUCCAGCCUGAACAUCUGACCUGCAAGAACACUGAUGUGUAGAAGAUGUGGUCUUUGUCCCAAACUGCAUUUCUGACCAAAUCAGGGUGUUUCAAAGGGCUUUAAACAUCCUAUAUGUGUAACAAGGACUCGCAACGGUCAGCUGA